AUGCUGAUAAAUUGGCCUUCGUUUCUCGUACAUGGUGGGUUUGAAUUAAGCAAAUUGUCUUCUGGGCUUUACCAUCUCCGAGCCGAUGGCCCAAAGUUUCAACAAGUAGAACAAGCAGAAAAUCUGAAAUCUCUGGACACCAAAGGGCUUCAACACCUCACCUCUCCUACAGAAUUGAAGAUCCUGAAAUGCCGUAACUUACAGUCCUUUCCGGGAGAGGGGCUACCCUCCUCUCUUUCAUCUCUUACAAUCUACGAUUUAGAAAAUCUGAAAUCUCUAGACUACAAGUGGAUGCAGCACCUCACGUCUCUUAGAGAAUUGGAACUCGGGUUUUGCCGUGUGCUCCAGUACUUUCCAGAAGAGGGACUACCCUCUUCCCUUUCUUCUCUGGAAAUCUACGGUUGUCCUUUGCUGUCGAAAAGGUGCGAGAAGGAGAAAGGGGAUUAUUGGCCAAGGAUUUUUAUAACAGUUCUUGUGGAUGAAACCGGAGACAAAUUUGCCCUAAUUUUCAUCUGCCAAGGAGAUUUGCUAAAAAGGGGCAAACAAGAUAGAGAGGAUGUUAUGGGCGAGCCAGAUGAUGUAAACAACAAGCAUGAAUAUCGACAGUCAGAACGGAUUCCUUUGAACUUUAGGGCAAAAGUUCAUUCCAAGGAUCGAAACCAUGGGAGAAUGGUGGUUUGCAGAAAUAGGGAUCACAUUGGUGGUCUGCUGGUGCAAAUGCAUGCAAAACUGAGAACAUCAAACACAAGUCAGAGGAUGUACACCAAGAGUAUUGAUCCUAGGAGCCUUCUUUGCAGUCAAGCUGUUGAGAGUAGAAACCACCUGACCAUCACCUGUCAAGCUCAAAGGAGUUUCAGCAGAAGGUCCUUCAACUUUGUAAUGGUGGAAGAAAGGCCUCACCAAAAAUUUCAACCAUUGACAAGUUUUUCUUGCUUUCAAGAUUCUGUUCUUUGCAAGCUUCAAGCAGAGCGUGAUUGUGCCACUCAUCAAACAAGCGUUGCCCAGAUGAUAAAGUCUCUUCAUAAUUGUGGUUUGGCCGUAACUUACCCUUUAAGGCCUAUUAUCCAGGGUUUGGCAAUAGCUCAUAGCAGUGGUUUUGUUUUUGCUGUUUUCUCUACUGGAUAUUGGAAUGAUCAUACGACAUCUGCUGGUGCAAAUGCAUCCCAAAAAGCCGAGCAUGAUUCUGCCACUGAUAAAAGAAGCAUUGCCAAGAUGGUAAAGAAUCUUCAUAAUUGGCUAUGCUGCACUGAGAGGCGUGGGAGAAAAGUGUAUUUGGUGAAUAAUGGAUAUUGGAAUGAUUAUGCUAUGCCUGCUGGUGAAAAUAUUGCAUCCCAAACCGAGAGAGACAGGAAAGGCCCGUCAAUGAAACAAACACAGCAGAAACGCUGGAUUGGCUGCAGAACUUCUAAUGACCUGAAAAGACAACUGGAGUCAAAGGAGUUGUGCAAGGCACAAGCAGACCAUCAGACUAAGAGCAGAGAAGCUCAGUGCAUUUUCAAGGCAAGAGACCAGAUGAACACUUUUCGAUUAUGA
Dovyalis caffra is the source of this 1533-nucleotide messenger RNA. The record is from the annotation of a GenBank genome assembly. NCBI's taxonomy places the organism in Eukaryota, Viridiplantae, Streptophyta, Magnoliopsida, Malpighiales, Salicaceae.